AUGACUAAGAAGCUAUAUUAAGUUUUCAGCUUUAUUUAAGUCCCGAUUGUCUUUGUGUCAAGUUGGGUUAGUUGUUCGCCAAAUUGCAAAAAAAUGCAUUUCAAAUUAGUUUUUGUGUGUGUUUGCCUUUUAAGUUAUUGCAGUGAAAUUAAAGCUGACUGCGGCGUGGUAAACAAGAAGCAGUGGGAUGGGUUGAACCCAGUCCACGUGAAGUACCUACCCCGUCCUGUGAGCCUGGUCAUCAUCCAGCACACCGUCACCCCCACCUGCAGCACUGACGCGGGCUGUGCGGAGAUCGUGAGGAACAUACAGAUCAACCACAUGGAAACACUUAACUUCUGGGAUAUUGGAUCCUCGUUUUUGGUCGGCGGUAACGGCAAGGUUUAUGAGGGCGCGGGUUGGCUUCACGUGGGCGCUCAUACUGCAGGCUACAACAACAAGUCUAUCGGAAUCACUUUCAUAGGCAACUACAACCAUGACGAAGUGAAACAGUCAAUGGUAGAUGCAGUGAAGGCGCUCCUCAAGUGCGGAGUAGAAAAUGGCCACCUAACUCCUGAUUACCACGUGGUGGCUCACCGGCAACUGGUGGCUUUAGAGAGUCCAGGGCGGAAGCUGUACAAUGAGGUCAGGUCCUGGCCCGAGUGGUUGGAAGACGUCAGUUUGAUCAAGAACUGAAGAUUUCCAGUAAAAUUAUACCUGACGAAUACUCAAUUAUUGAUCUUUUGAAAGCAUAUUUUGUUAGAAUGACCAGUGUUAUCCUGUUCAUUAAUAAUUUGAAAACAUUUUUUUGUUUAAAUUACCAGUGUUCAUAAAAAAGUUCAUACUUUAGGCUAAAGUAUGUUUUAUAUCUUUUUGUCUAUUUUACAAAUAUGUUAUGUUACAAAUCGAAUGUAUAAUAUUCCUGCAUGCAAUUUACAUUACCAUCUGGUUUUCACGUGCCAAAUAAGAAAAAAUUUACAAUAAGUUGGUGAACUUUACGUACGAUAUAAAUAGAUCCAGACUAUUAUCAUAGUCGCAAAAGGAAGGACCGAAGGACCUAGUAUCUGAGAUACAUCUCAGGUACUAGGUCCUUCCUUUUGCGUAACACUAUAUUAUAACGUGCGAUAGUGACAAAACAUAUUCUAGCUUAAAGUAAGCUAAGCUAGCAAAGCGUUAACUUUUUACAAAUAACGGGGAUAGUCUUUAAGCUUUUAUAAGUAUUGAUGUGUAACUUAGUUAAAAAAAUUUAAAGCCUUGACAAACUUGGAAAUAUAUGUAUUAUCCGUAACUUUUAAUGUAACUUAUAAUCUAAUAUCCAAAUUAGAACAUAGAAAGAAAGAAAUACAUACAUAAAUACAUCAUACAACGGCAAGGACAUGUCAUCAUCAUUUUAGAUAAUCUCCUAUUGACUAUUAGACAUAAAACAUAAGAUUAAGAAUGUAUUUUUCCGUCAUACAUGGUGUCUUGACAAAAAGCUGGACUUAUUAGUCCGAUAUAAUAUCUGAAGUUAUUCCACUCAAGGCACAAUUAUUUUGGGUCUCUUAAAUAUAUCACUUGCGACUAUUCGUCCCUGUCAAAGUAAGUAUAUAGAACUUUCCGCCCGAUUCCAGAUUUUUUUCAUCUCAUUAUUAUUUAAAAAAUCAGUUAAAGACCAUGUGUCACAUACAUGUCAUUGUUAUAUAUAAAGCUAGUGUUAUAGCUUUUGCCCACAACUUUGUAUGUGAGUAAAAAUCCGUUUCCCAUUGAAUUUAAGGUGAUCCCUUCUUAGUGCUCACCUACACUGUUCUAGGAACCUACACACCAAAUUUCAGCUUUCUACGCCCAAUGGUUUCGGCUGUGCUUUGUUUGUCAGUCAGUCAGUCACUCAGUAAUGGAAGAGUUUUAUAUAUAUAUUGAUUAAACUCGUGAAAAUCCGU
This is a messenger RNA of Plodia interpunctella (Indianmeal moth), 1895 nucleotides long. RefSeq names its product peptidoglycan recognition protein-like (gene PGRP-S1). Gene Ontology annotation, biological process: innate immune response; peptidoglycan catabolic process. The transcript has 4 exons. Lineage: Eukaryota; Metazoa; Arthropoda; Insecta; Lepidoptera; Pyralidae. The record is from RefSeq and is a predicted model, not a curated record. Gene Ontology annotation, molecular function: peptidoglycan binding; zinc ion binding; N-acetylmuramoyl-L-alanine amidase activity. The coding region runs from base 94 to 675 and encodes 193 amino acids.